AUGAUGCUGAGCCCGGACCAGACGGAUCCUGACCUGCCGUGGGGCCACUCGGAUCCGGAAACGGUCUUCAACGUCAUAAAAGUGGAAUGCGUGGCUGACGAACCGCCGGAAGCUGACGGGAGGACGCGCUCGCUCGCGCCGCCCGCGCUCACCAGGGAGGAGAAGCGGCGGAGGCGGCGCGCGACCGCCAAGUACAGGACGGCGCACGCCACGCGCGAGCGCAUCCGCGUGGAGGCCUUCAACGUGGCGUUCGCGGAGCUGAGGAAGUUGCUCCCGACGCUUCCGCCCGACAAGAAGCUUUCGAAGAUCGAGAUCCUUCGGCUCGCCAUAUGUUACAUAUCUUAUCUGAACCACGUCUUGGAUGUAUAAACGACUUGGAGAACAUUUGGACUUUUAAAAAUAUUAGGACUAUCUGUUACCAAGAGGCGAGGCAUUAAAUACUUAUA
Electrophorus electricus (electric eel) is the source of this 446-nucleotide messenger RNA. The record is from RefSeq and is a predicted model, not a curated record. Lineage: Eukaryota; Metazoa; Chordata; Actinopteri; Gymnotiformes; Gymnotidae.